UUUACUUUUUGGAAAGAAAAAUGGGGAAAAAGAAUCCGAGUGGUAAAUUGUUCUCGCGUUGGGCUAAUGCUAUAAAGUUGGAAAACAAAGCCAAUUCUGUUACCCAGGAAGCUUAUGAAGAUGUUUUUGACGAUAACGUUUUGGAAAAAAAGUGUUGGUUGGCACAUAACUGCACACCUUGGGAAAAAGUUAAAAAGUUUUGGUUAGAUACAUGCACGUUUAGAAAUAAAUGUAAGGGAUCUCUAUCGGAUUUGCUAGUAGACUGGCCGCGUUACAAUGACUUUAACGGUUACGAAUUGGUAAGAAAAAAGCACAAAGUAUUUAUUUUCAAAUUAAACAUUAUUCAAUUAUAACAGGUUGAUA
Zeugodacus cucurbitae (melon fly) is the source of this 363-nucleotide messenger RNA. RefSeq lists its product as uncharacterized. The record is from RefSeq and is a predicted model, not a curated record. Bases 21 to 353 code for a protein of 110 amino acids. Lineage: Eukaryota; Metazoa; Arthropoda; Insecta; Diptera; Tephritidae. The transcript is spliced from 2 exons.